Molecule: messenger RNA, 1117 nt
Organism: Rhododendron vialii
Lineage: Eukaryota; Viridiplantae; Streptophyta; Magnoliopsida; Ericales; Ericaceae
Product: salicylic acid-binding protein 2-like
Exons: 3
Coding region: 50-826 (258 amino acids)
Biological process (GO): jasmonic acid metabolic process; salicylic acid metabolic process
Molecular function (GO): methyl indole-3-acetate esterase activity; methyl salicylate esterase activity; methyl jasmonate esterase activity
Source: RefSeq, a predicted model, not a curated record
AAAUUAUACACCACGUAGAAAAAGUAGCAGGUCCAUCAUUCUUGCUAAAAUGCAUUUUGUAGCAACUCAUGGUAUGUGCCACGGAGCCUGGGUGUGGUACAAGGUUAAACCACGGAUGGAGGCCGCAGGCCACCAGUUCACCGCGGUUGACCUAUCCGCAUGUGGCGCAAACCCUAAGAAACUAGAUGAGGUCCGUUCGCUUGACGACUACACAAAACCGUUGUUGGAGGUGCUGGCAUCACUCCCACCAGAUGACAAGGUGGUGUUAGUGGGACACAGUGGCGGCGGCAUUGCUGCCGCUGUUGCCAUGGAGAAGUACCCUCGGAAGAUCUCCCUCGCCAUUUUUCUAACUGGCAUAAUGCCAGAUACAGAGCAUGGGCCAUCGUAUGCUCUAGAUCAGUAUGCUGCGGGAACACCAGCAGAUGCAUGGAAGGACACUCAAUUUUCAGUUUAUGGUGACCCCAAAGAGCCUCUUACAUCACUAGUCGUCGGCCCACACUUCUUGAAAUCAACUCUCUACCAACUAUGCCCCAUUGAGGACUUUACACUAGCAACACUAAUGGUGAGGCCGGGAUCAUUGUUCGUCGAAGACCUACACAAGAUAAAGAAGUUCACAGACGAAGGAUUUGGAUCCGUCACGCGAGUGUAUGUUGUUUGUGAGCAGGAUAAAUGCAUCCCACCAGUGUUCCAACGAUGGAUGAUAGAGAAUAACCCAGUGAAAGAGGUGAAGGUGAUUGAAGAAGCAGACCACAUGCCAAUGUUUUCAGCCCCAGAAAAGCUAUGCAAAUGCCUGUUGGAGAUCGCUGCUUAUAAAUAUAGUACUUGAUAAAACCGUUUUCAGCAGCAAUAUUGAGUAGUGACUAAUGAGCGUGUGUGUUAUUCUGUUGGUCUUUUUAUUGCGUAUGCAGUUAUUGUGUUUGGUGUAAUAAUGGCUCUUUUGGACUUACCUCCAGACCACAGCGGGCUAUGUCUUUGCCAGUUAUUGUGUUUGGUGUAAUAAUGGCUCUUUUGGACUUACCUCUAGACCACAGCGGGUUAUGUCUUUGUGUCCAGUGAAUAAUUUAGUUGGAAAGAAAUUCAAAUCUAUAUAACGAGGGAGAAUGAUUUUUGAAUUUUA